Puntigrus tetrazona (Sumatra barb) is the source of this 809-nucleotide messenger RNA. RefSeq names its product VOPP1 WW domain binding protein (gene vopp1b). Gene Ontology annotation, cellular component: cytoplasmic vesicle membrane. Lineage: Eukaryota; Metazoa; Chordata; Actinopteri; Cypriniformes; Cyprinidae. The transcript has 5 exons. The record is from RefSeq and is a predicted model, not a curated record. Bases 258 to 797 code for a protein of 179 amino acids.
GUGUUCUAGUGAAGACCUAGUUCUGGUUUCGGGAGCCUCGAGCUGUUCGUGCGCGCUAGUAUCGCGUGCUGCUGUUUUUCUCCAGUGGAAAUCAUUUGAUUGUUGCGCGAGCGCGGACCGACACACACACACACACGCACGCACGCACGCACGCACGCACGCACACACACUCCGUCCAGCUCCGGCAUGCUCGGGCUUCUGCUGUGAAGCUUUGCUGCUAUGAAAGCUCGGUGCUGACAGCUUCGAGUCGGUGCAGGAUGCCGGAGCGAGGGACGCGGCGUGGAGCGGUGCUGCUGACGCUGUGCGCGCUGCUCGAGUGCAUAGAAGCAAAGAAGUACUGCUGGUAUUUUGAAGGAGGAUACCCCAUCUAUUUCAUAUGCCGCUCGUAUGAAGACUGCUGUGGGACGCGCUGCUGCGUCCGAGCGCUCUCCAUCCAGAGACUCUGGUACUUCUGGCUGCUGCUGAUGAUGGGCGUGCUCUUCUGCUGCGGAGCGGGCUUCUUCAUUCGCCGGCGCAUGUAUCCGUCAUCGCUCAGCGAAGAGCCCGCCUUCAACGUGUCCUUCACCAGACAACCGGUCAGCUCUCCAGUCUCCCAGCAGCCGGGCAUGCAAGGCUACGGUGACCCCUGCGUCGCCAUGACGACGACCCUGACCCCCGCCUACCCGGGUCAGCCGGCCCCGGCCCACAUGCUGAGCUCGUACCCCCCUCCGCCCUCCUACUGCAACCAUCCACCGCCUUCCUACGAGCAGGUGUUCAGGAACGCCGAGAAGAAGAGCCACAGCGAGUCCUCGCAAUGAGACGCUCGGCCC